This is a messenger RNA of Strongyloides ratti, 708 nucleotides long. RefSeq lists its product as hypothetical. Bases 1 to 708 code for a protein of 235 amino acids. The transcript has a single exon. NCBI's taxonomy places the organism in Eukaryota, Metazoa, Nematoda, Chromadorea, Rhabditida, Strongyloididae. The record is from RefSeq and is a predicted model, not a curated record.
AUGACUCCAUAUAAUACAAAUUAUAUUCCUGUUAAUUCUCAAAAUUUAAAUGAUGAAGUUGUUAAUUUUUUUACAGAAGAUAGUUUUCAUGAUGCAUCUGAUGCUCCUGUUAUAGGAACAGAUAAUUUAGAAAUGGCAAGAUCUGGGAUACCAAAUUCCUUACCAAAAAAUAUACCAUAUGGAGAGAUAAAAUAUAUUUUAUAUUUUAUAAAUAGCUUAAUGUUAUUAUUAAAUCUUGUUUUUAUAUCAAUAAUUAUAAAUUCAGCUUAUUCUUUAAAAUAUUCUCCUAUUAAAAGAAAGAGAAAUGAAAUUGUUCAGGAAUAUUUAAAAGUUGGUAUUGAGAAAUGUAAUAAUUACAAUAAUUAUGAUAAAUUGAAACAAGAUAUAGAAAAAUUAAAGAAAAGUAUUGAUAAGAAAGAUAGAAAUAUUAUAAAUAAAACCAAAAUUGAUAAAGAUAGACAAAAUAAUAAACUUCAACAACUUCCUAUUGUUCAAAUGAAUGAAGAAAAGUUAGCAGAAGUUUUUCAUAUUUUAGCUAAAAUGCCUAAUGAAAAAUCUGAUAGUACAAUAAAUAAAAAUAUUAUAAACAAAAAUGUUAUAAUGAUUAGAGAAGAUGAAACUAUGUGUAUAUUAAAUCAUGAAGAUAACAAAAAACAAAUAAAUGACAAAAAUGAUAAAACAUCAAAAUCACUUGAGAAAAAAUUUUGA